CUGCUUUGGAUGGACAGAACAAGUGCUCUCAUGGUUCCCUGAGUAAGGAGGUGGUGAGGAGUGCCAUGAUGAACCCAGAGAGGUCCCGUUACGUCCAGCUCUGUCCACAGAGGCGUGAUUUACCGUUUUUUCCGCAGCUUGGGACUCCUCCGGCUAACUAAUUAACAAGUUUAAGAGAAGUCUUUGCCCUGAUAAGUUUGUGCAUAUCUGCUUUUCUUAACGUGUUUGAAACGAAUUCUUUGAAGAAGCAUAUGCAAGCCAAGGACAACCGACUGAGAAGUCCAAGAACGGGAGUUACAGCCUCUGUCUUCUUCAAGAUGUCAUCUAUUGCUGGAGGGGCUAACAUACAACACACCGACCUCCAUCGUUUUUUUCUCUCUAGUUUGAAGUCGUAGGGAAAUGGCAGCGGAAUGCGGCACGGACGUUUUGGUCAGUUUCGCGGAGUCUCUUCGUGUUUACACAGGACUGCUGACGGUGGCCACGGUGUGCGGCGGGCUGUCGGGAAUAUUAGCUGCUGCUCUCCUGUACGCCUUCUGCUUCAAGCCUCUGUUAUUGACCAGACAAUGUUACAAUGCAAGGAGGCUGCUGGAACCUGGUGAUCGGGAAAAAGACGGUACCCACCAGAGUGACUGUGUCAGUAACAGCAGAAAGGAGGCUCCUAGUGCUCCCACUACUGACAAAGAAAAGAUACAGCCAUGCAUGAACAGCGACGUGGCUGCAUUUGCAUCCAGGGCAAAGGUGGUUUACCCCAUCAACCAAAAGUACAGACCUUUAGCAGAUGGUGCGUCCAACCCAUCCCUACACGAACACUCAAAGCUGGCAGAAAUGCCAAAUGAAGACUCGUGUUCCUCUGUGGAUUUAGAGUCCCUGAGCCAAGAGCAGGACAACGAUGACAGCAGUCAGUUUAUGUCUAACUUGUUGAUUCCCAAGAGUCUGCAGGACCAGAGCUUCACCAGGGUCUCCCACUAUCCUCACACGUUGACACAAACUGGCUUUGAAGGAAGGAUCAGUCUCUACUGUUUGGCCCUGCAGAAUAUUCAACAUCACAGUUCUCAGCUUCAUGAGGAAAAGUAUCUGAUUUUUCUACAUGUGGUGAAAAUGAUACUCACAUGCCGGUUUCCAAAAGACAAAAAUGAUGCAGACUUCACCAAGAAUAUUCUUCAGAUGCAGGAAAAGGAAGUAACUGAGUUACGAAAACAGAGGCCAACCUGCCAGAGUCAGGACUCUGCCUGUUCACUGGAAGAGACUGAGAGAGCUCAGAAAGAUCUCCUGGAACACAGCCUUCAAAUGUCCAAGAGUUUCAGCCGACAGGUUGAAAAUUUGUGUCAGCUGCUUCUGAAGAGGACCAGCGUUUUGUCCCUCGAUGACGCUCAGAGUGUUAUUCUCUCUGUUAUUCAGACUCUUCUUUUAGUAGAGAACAACCUUUGGAAGAUCCAAAAGACUGAUCUUAAGGCAAAGCAACAUUUGUUGACAACCCAGGAGAAGUUGUUGUGGUGGGAGGGCUUGACGGGCCUCGUUCAGUCCCAGCCUGCCUUACUUAGGUGGGAAGUGACACUGAGGCAGGGCUUGAUCGCUACAACGCUUGAUCAACUUACAAGCAACAACGUCUUGAAAAGUUUCCACACAGAAAAGAUACUCUCAGAGGUUCAGGAUGCCCUGACCGAGGGCCUUCAACAGUGCACUGAGGAGAGUACGAGGAAAGCAAAGGAGCUGGUGAACGAAAAGUGCAACAAAAAAGAGGCUAAAAGAAAGAAGCUUCAACGGAGCCAGGCAAAGGAGAAGAGCCGAGCCCUGGAAUUGACAAAUACUCACAGCAAUGUGCAGGACUUUGCUCUGCUGUACCUGGAGUUGUUGAUGAAACACAGGCAGCAGAGCUCUGACAUGGAUCUGCAGCAGGACAACAGGGUGGCUGAAGCCCUCUGUGACCUUUUGAAGAAACUCCGUAUCUAUUGGUCGAAGAAGCUUGGGAAACUGGCCAAGGAUAUCUUUCUUACCUCUGUUCCUGCCCAGACAAAUCUAGCAGCUGAGCAUUGUGAGAAACUGUGGCUAGACCUGGAGCAGGAGCUGCUGGUUCAGCUACAGCACGCAGAGUGCAGCUCCAGGCAGCAGCUGGAAGACAUCAGGGCUGGGCUGGAUAAAGAUUCACAGGCCUGGACUGAGGGGACCUUUCUGGCUCAGGCCUGUCUAGAGCAUCUUGGUGAACAACAGAUGAAGAUCCUCAGAGCCAUGGUGGCCAGUCAGAGCUACGCACUCAACAGUCAAAUAGGGAGCCUGAUAGAGAAGAAACACGAGCACCUUUUGGUGGUGAUGCAGAGGUACUUUGUGGUUAGACACUUCUGCCUGCACAUGCUAAAGGAGAUGAGGCUGUCCAAGGUGAAGGGACUCUGCCAGACUGAUUUCAGAGCUCUGGUUACAGAGGAUCCCAGUCAAGGUCUGCCUCAUGUUAAUUCAACUCUCAAGAAUAGUAGUGCCAGCCUGGCAGAAGGGGAUCUCAGCCAAGAGAGCCAACUGUUGGGGAAUAACCUCCAGCAGGAGUUCCUCUCUGAACUGGAAACAGCCACGGAGCUCCUUCAGAGUCAUGCACAGCUUGUGCUAGGCAACGCCCUCAGCCACGCCAUCCAGCAGAGGAUGGACACACAGUCCAUGCAGUCAAAGGCCUCUCCUAGGCAGGAUGAUGGCUUGAAAAACCAUUUGACAGAGGCUGCUGCAGAGAGCGUCUAUGUGACCAAAGAUUCCCUUAAUGCCCUGGUCCAAAGCUACUAUUCUCACCUACAGGAGCUCACUAGCAAACUGCAGCAGGAUCAGUCAGACAUAAACCAGGAGAAAAACGAAAGGCGAAUCCACAGCGCUCAGCUGAGCAGAACCCUGCUUAGAGAACUGGUGAACUGGGGCAAGAAACCUGCUUCUGCUGAAUCUCAACAGAGGGUUGAACUGAAUAAAAGGAAGGUGUUGGAGCAGAGUGAAGUGGAUCGAGGGCAGAUUUAUGAGGAGUUGAGGCAGAAGAAAGUAGCCCAAGAUCAAACCAUGGAGAGGAUAAAAACACAGUUAAUGGAGGCAGAAGAAACCUUUGUAGCCGAGCUUGCAGCAUUGGCUCGCAUUUCUGUCCCACAACAAGAUCUGGAGCCCAGUGAUGAAGAAGGCAAUAUUGGUGACCAGAGCACCCGGAUACUGGACCUGUUAGCCAUGAAUCCAGCUUUAGAUCCAGCCUUAAACCCAUCCCUGACUCCAACUGUCAUAGCUCCUGUGGGGACAUCUAAACCAAAGAAAAAAAGAGAGUCUCAUCACAGCUGAAGUACUUCCAAAAAAAUAGAAAGUUAUACUGUAAUAGACCUUUUAUUGCUGUUUUUAGUUGUGUUUAUUAAGCCGCUGCUCUUUGUUGCCCAUUCAGAAUCUAAUGUAGAUCCUGCUUUUACUCUGUGUACGAAUUAACUCAAAUGUUUUGCUAAAAGGAAAUUUCUAAAGUUUGACCCUUUUAUAAUGUCUACUUUUUCUAAUGUACCAUAAUGAAUACCACUCCAAAGCUAAUAUUCACUGGGAGAUGUCAUCUUGUGUUCUUUCUUUUCAAAUGACUAAUAAAACUGCAGUACAGCGGGC
This is a messenger RNA of Menidia menidia (Atlantic silverside), 3594 nucleotides long. Lineage: Eukaryota; Metazoa; Chordata; Actinopteri; Atheriniformes; Atherinopsidae. The record is from the annotation of a GenBank genome assembly.